AUGAGUGAAAUUGCUUCUGCUAAAUGUGUCGAUCUUCUAAUGAUUGGUAAAACUGGUAACGGAAAGAGCUCUCUGGGCAACGCCAUUUUACGACGUGAAAUCUUCAUUACUUCCGCCGACACUGAUUCUGUUACCUCUAAAGUUGAUUAUGAGUACGGUGAAUUUGAUGGCCGCAUCCUGAAGGUUGUUGAUGUACCUGGAGUUGGAGAAACCCGCUUGAGCCGUGAAGAAUCAACUAAUCUUGUUAUGAUGUCAAUGGAGUACGCCAUUAAAACCAAUCCAGAGGGAUAUCAUGCAUUUCUUCUUGUUUUCAAAUACGGACAAAGAUUUACGGCUGAAGAACAUGAAACAAUACAGUUCCUAAAGCAAUUUUUUGGAGAAAACUUUGUCAAGACAUUUUGCAUCGCACUAAUGACAGGCGGAGAUAAUUUUGAAAGAGACAGUAGAAAAACGAAAUUAACUUUCCCUGAAUGGUGUGAUAAACAGACCGGUGAAUUCAAAGAACUGUUAAAGGAAUGCAAUCAAAGAAUCAUUUUGUUUGACAACGUAACUGAGAAUGAAGAAAAGAAAGAUAGCCAAGUAGCUGAUCUCUUAAAAAUGGUUGAAAAUUUAGCGUCAAGUGGUAAAAGAUACACGAACGCACAUUUUGAAGCGGCCAGAACAGCUCGUGAUAAACUCAUGAUAGAAGCCAAGGAACCCAUGAUACGACAUGAGACAAUGAGAGAGACCAGCCUUAUCUUAGAUAAGCUCAACAAAAUAAUUGACAAUGAAGACCUAAAUGAAAUGAUGUUACAUCUAGACGAGCUUUCCCUUAGAGCUCGAGAUUUGUACGAGAGCACGAAGAUACAAGACAAGGGGACCGGGUCUCUCAGUGAGUUGUUGGGCACGGUUAAAAACAUAAAAAAUCAAAUUCGAAAAGAAAAAAAACGUGCGAAAACUAAAGUUGCUCAGAAUGAAAAAAAUCGAAAACUAAAGGAGGCGAAAGAAAGACAGUACAAGGAGCAAAUGCAAAGAAUUAAGGAGGAGGCUGAAAAAAAAAUUAAAGAAGAAAAGAUUGCUUUGGAAAAGGCAAAUAAACAAAAUGAGGAAGAGAGAAAAAAAAUUAAAGAGAAGUUAAAUAGACAAAAAGAA
Molecule: messenger RNA, 1131 nt
Organism: Lymnaea stagnalis (great pond snail)
Lineage: Eukaryota; Metazoa; Mollusca; Gastropoda; Lymnaeidae
Source: the annotation of a GenBank genome assembly